GUAGCCGGGCUGGAGCAGUGCGAUGGCAGCGGCGGAGCGCCCUGCGCCCUCGCUCUUCACCUGACACCGCCAGAGCCCGGGGCUCGUCUCCUCGCCAUGGCCGGCCAUUCUCUGCUGACCGUUCCCAGCAACUUUGAAUCCCCACUGAUGUAUGAAGUCUCAGAGCACCAAGUCAGCGGCACAGACAGUUCAGAAAGCAGUUUGGGGAGCUCUGUCACAGCAUGUAAGAAGGUUCUCUGCAGCAACAGUCUACUAGAGUCAACUGACUACUGGCUACAGAAUCAGAGGACACCGUGCCGAAUUGGCUUUGUGGAAGACAAAUCAGAAAACAAAUGUGCUUCAGUUUGCUUUGUGAAUGUAGAUGCAAACAAAGAUGACUGCAGUGAUGAGCACUUAAAACAGAGAUUGAUGAGUGUCUCUCCAAAUCUCCCAAAACUUAUCAGCUCUAUGAAUGUACAACCACCAAAAGAAAACGAAAUAGUCCUGCUGAGUGGAUUAACUUCAGGAAACCUUCAGGCUGAUUUUGAAGUUUCUCAGUGUCCUUGGCUGGCAGAUGUAUGUUUGGUUCAGUGUGCAAGGGGGAACAGAAAAAACAGCAUAGGCUGCAUCAUCUUUGAAAUAAACAAGUUUCUGAUUGGACUGGAGCUUGUGCAGGAGAGACAGCUGCAGAUAGAAACUAAUAUCUUAAAGCCUGAGGAUGAUACAAACUGUUCAGUGUCCUCAAUAGAAGAAGAUUUUCUCACAGCAUCUGAGCACCUUGAAGAUGAGAAUGAGGCUGAUGAAUAUAAAAAUGGUCAUGAAAAUGUACAUGUCACAGAACCUGCAUUAGAUAUCAGAAAGCAUAAAGGAAAGGGACUUGAGCACCUACAUUAUAGGAAGACCACGCUGCCAUUUGCCCUUGAUGACAACUGCUUUAAUAAAGAAAACUUAGCUUCUGCUAAAAACUCUGCUGAUUCAGAAGACGCACUGAAUAUUGUGGCUGAAGACAGUAUCUUACAAACUGUGGAUAAGUCCAUCCAGCAACUACAGUGGAAGAAUGAUUUAGCUGGAAGAGUUAGGUCAUCCCCUAAUACUAAUAGCCUGGAAAGAUCCCUUACAGAUAAGACUGAAAAUUCCUAUCCAGUAUGCACUUCAGAAGGUGUAUCUUUGACCAGAAUGGCUAAGGAAGAACUAGCUUCUCAGUGUGUCACAAUAGCAAAACAAAACAAUAAGCUAGACACAGAGGAGCAUACAGGUGAAAGGAAACCUCAUCUUCCUUUGCAAAAUGAGCAAGCAACGACAGGUCAAUAUGCUACAAAUUUAGCAGAGUCUGUUCUGCAAGAUGCAUUUAUUAGAUUGUCCCAGUCUCAACCCACUUUUACCAGGGAGGCUGCUAUUAGCAUCUCUGUAGGAAACUCCUUAAGUUCAGCAACUUGUACAACAGAAGACAUAACCUCCCAAUCAUGGAAUGAACUUCCAAAAAUUGUCAUAGUUCAAAGUCCAGACAGCUGUGAAAAUACAUCAGAAUGGCCUGGGUCUGGUUUCCCAAAUCUGUGCCAUUGGUCUGAAUCAGAAAGUUCUGCUGAAAUUUCAGAUUACCUGCAGGAAGAGAAUUCCAAAGGACACACCCAGAGUGCACUGGAAGUAGCUUUGGCUUGUGCAGCCACAGUUAUUGGAACCAUUUCAAGCCCCCACGCUGCAGAAAGACUCAAAAGAGAACAAGAAGCCACAGACUCUAAAACCAAAACAGUUGAUAAUGAAGAGGAACAGAUAAAAUCUUCACGAGUACUUGAUAACUGUGCAGAUACAGAAUAUUCAUUUCCAUCUGCUUUGUGUGGUAUGACUCAAGUAGCAAGUGCUGUAGCAGUCUGUGGUCUUGGUGAAACAAAGGAAGAUAAAUACCCUGCAACUUCAAGUGGACUCUUAUCGGCAGCUGAGACUUCUGCAGCUAUUACCCUUCAUUGUAGUAUAGCCAUAGGAAGCAGCAUGGAGAAGUUGAACAAGAGCAUUGCAGAGGCAUUGCUCAAAGAGGCAUCCAUGAUUUUGACAAAGCCCAAUAUAUACAGAAAUGUAGGGGACUUUAUUGAGUCCAUAAAUGGAAGAAUUAUUGAAACAGCAACAAGGCCUCGGAUUUCACCCUUAGAUGAAGUAAUUUGCGAUGAACUCGCACAAAAUGUAUCAAAUGUUAUUCUGCGGCAUUCUAUGGAAGAAGUUAGGAAGAAAAGACAGCUACAUCCUGGUUCAGGCAAUAACUCAGACUUCAGUACACACGACAUGUUUAUGGAGACUGCCAAUGAACUGCUUUUUAAUGUGAUAUAUUUCACUUGCAAGAAGAUGAGAGAGAUUGCACAGGUUGGUGAGUGUUCACUUCUCUUCUCUGAGGACAAAGACAGAUGGAGGGUAACAGAAACAGAAAGCCACGCAACACAGACAACAGCUACUCAACCAUCACAGCAAGCCCCAGAUCACACCAGUGAACCACUUAGUACUUUUUACAGUGCUAAUGCUGGCAAAGAUCUUGUAAAUUUGACAAAUACAAAGAAAGAUAAGGAGGAAGGUGUGCCAAAUACCAUGGAAAGUGCCACGCUGCAUUCAGACCUGCUGUGUGGUGUCAGUGGGCAUAACUCACUGGUUGCCAAAACAUCCCCCAAGAAAAGAUAUCUGAAAAGAGCCACAAGAGAUUGCUACAGAUCCCCAUAUCAAAGCAAGACUGACCUCAGGUCUUUUUCAGACAGAGAAAACACACUUACAGUCAAUGAAUGCAGACAUGGUUUUCAAGAGCAGUUAUCUUCUGAUGUCAUUGUGAACACAGAAAACCAGAGCAAACAUAAGUGUGAUACUGUGCUAAAUAAUGAAGUCCAAGUUAGUGUGUCUUUAUUAGGUAAUCACAUCUUGCUUCCUUCUCAGCCUGUGCUACAGGUAAAACAUCCAAGGGAUACAUACUGUGUAACAGAUUUUGCAGAAGAAUUAGCAGAAACCGUGGUCUCCAUGGCAACAGAAAUAGCUGCCAUUUGUCUUGAAAACUCAAAUGGUAAGCAACCCUGGUUCUGUGCAUGGAAAAGAGGAAAUGAAUAUCUGGUGACCCAGAGUUUAUCAUGCAGAACUAUUAAAAGGAAGAAGGAAUCGCAGCCGAAUGGCUCAGUUGUUAGGAAGCACAGGCCACCUAGACUGAGUGAGAUCAAAAGGAAAACAGAUGAGCAUCCAGAACUAAAGGAAAGACUGAUGAACAGAGUAGUGGAUGAAUCCAUCAACCUUGAAGAUACUCCAGAGUCUGUCAGUAUCUUUGCAAAUGAAGUGGCUGCUAAAAUUAUGAACCUAACCGAGCUAUCCAUGGUUGAUAAUGUCUGGCAGGGUCCAAACCAUCCCAGAAACAGAUUGCACUGUGAAAGAUGGGGCCGUGCCAAGGGGUCCAGCUGUGAGAGCAUACCAGAAGAGGAUUCAGAUUCCAAAAGGUCUAUAAAUACUUUGGGCCCAAUUAAUAUUUUAAGUCAGCCGGGAAGCCAGACUAGUUCUGUCUCUAAGCAGUCUAGUUGUGAAAGUAUUACAGAUGAAUUUUCAAGAUUUAUGGUGAACCAGAUGGAAAAUGAAGGGAGAGGGUUUGAUUUAUUACUGGACUACUAUGCAGGAAAAAAUGCAAGCAGCAUUCUAACUUCUGCCUUGCAACAGGUAUCCAGGAAAAGCGGCCACCUCAACGUGAGACCAAGCUGCCCAUCCAAACAGUCUAGCACAGAAAGCAUCACAGAAGAGUUUUAUAGGUAUAUGCUAAGGGAAAUAGAAAAGGAAAAUAAAGAUGACGCUUCUUCCAUCAGGAGUUCAAAGGAGUGGAGUGGAAGCUUGUUACCACCUUCUCCACGAUCACCGUUUUGUUUUAGACAAUCCUCUAUGCCUGACAGCAGAUCAUCAGGUUCCAGGCUAACAGUGAAUGCACCAGUCAAAGCAAAAUCUUUAGAUGGCUUUGCUCACAACAGCCACCAGGAUUCCUUAAGUGUACAGCAGGUCAGCACUGUGUCUUCUUCAGGUCUUUGCAAGUCAGACUCAUGCCUAUACCAAAGAUGUAGGACUGACCAGGUGACAGACAUGCUGAUUCAUGAGACAUGGGCAAGCUCAAUUGAAUCUCUAAUGCGUAAGAACAAGAUUAUAGGGGAUGAGGCAGAGGUUACAGAUGCUGAUCAAUUCCCCAGUGAUUCCCCACUGCAUGUAGAACAAUAUGCAAACAGACUGGCUGCAAAUAUUGUUGAAAGUGGGAAAACGUUAAUUGUCAUCCAUCAAGAUUCCUUUGACUAUACAAACCGGGAACACGUAGCAGAAGGCAGAUCUCUCCCAAGUGUGACCCAAAGUCAGUCUAAACCCACAAGGGACAGAAUAAAUUUAGAUGGGAAAAAAGAACAACUCACAACCCAUGGAUCCCUCCAGGGAAGCCAUGUAGGCUCUUCUGCUUUCCUGAGGGAAGUGCCUUUGAUUCAGAUAGAAACUGAUCAAAGAGAAGAGCUGAAUAAAGACUUAGAGCCCUUAACUUCUAGUAUCAUCCCCGCUGGGGAAACAAAGGAGCAUCUGAAUAAAGAAAAACCUCCAGCAGCAUAUUCUGGGAAGCACAUGGUUCCAAGCUCGGUGAUAAAUACCAGUGUUGAUACUAGAAGCAAACCAGAUGCUGAAAUCAUGGUGGAAACAAAAACAGCUGAAGACUUUCCGAAUCCUCUCAACAGCAGCGAUGAAAGCACAGGCAGCUGGUCCCAGCUAGUUAACGAUGAGGACAAUCCUGAUGAUACAAGUAGCUACUUGCAACUCAGUGAGAGAUCCAUGAGCAAUGGCAACAGCAGUACCACUAGCAGUCUUGGCAUUAUGGAUCUGGAAAUUUAUCAGGAAAACAUGCCCUCUUCUCCUAUGAUUAAUGAAUUAGCAGAAGAAAAGGCUUUCCUUGAAGAACAGCCAGAGAACGUAGAGGCGACUGCUCUUUCAGAAAGCACUUCUGGACUAUCAGAGGAAACAGCCAAUUGUCAAAAAGACCUACUGGUGAUAAACUUUGACCUGGAGCCAGAGUGCCCGGAUGCAGAGCUACGAACCACUCUUCAAUGGAUAGCUGCUUCUGAACUUGGAAUACCAACCAUCUAUUUUCAGAAAACUCAGGAAAACAGAAUUGAAAAGUUUCUAGAUGUUAUGCGGUUAGUUCACCAGAAGUCCUGGAAAGUGGGUGAUAUCUUUCAUGCGGUGGUACAAUACUGCAAGCUACAUGAGGAAAGCAGAGAGAGGACACCUAGCCUCUUUGACUGGCUUCUCGAAUUGGGAUAAGAAACCUCUUAAAUGUUUGGCAUUUUCAUUUUAAUCCAGCUUAAGUGGCAGUGGUUUGUGUAAUGCUCUAAUUUUCAAACAUCAGUGCAUAAAACAAGCAGAGAUAUAGAAACUCUGCAGACAGUGCACACAACUGUACACUGAGCAAAGUGAAAUUAAGGUGCACCAUAUACUGUUAUAUCAUGUGGGGGAACUUUGACAUAUUGUACUUUCGGAUGUACUGUAUUAGGAAAGGAUGGGUUUUUGCCUUUAAAGUGAACGGAUAAUAUGAAGGAUAGAUGAAAAUAGGAUAUAUUUCUAUAAUCAAAUAUUCUAUUAAUAUCGUUUGAUUAUUUCAAUCAACUAAAAUAGAAUUAUACACUAACAACAUUCAGUUUUUAAAACAUGAAAAUUUGUACAGGUUAACUAUUAGAACACUAGUGUUUUCCAGAUGGACAGCCAAAUGAAUGCUUAGGAGGAUGUGCAUCUUUAGAUAAAUAAUAUAGAUAUCUAAGUAUUUUUUAAAAUCCUCACCGUGUCUAAAGGGGUAGAAGACUUUGAGCUAUUAGACCUUUACAGGUAGACGAUACAACAACCUGCUGAAAAUGCAUUAUAAUUUCCGCAUAUGAGGCCAUUUAUUUCUUCUCCAUAGCCUUUCACCAUUCUUGUGUUUUUCUGGAGGAACUGAAAUCCAGACUCUCAAAUAUUACUCUUUAAAAACAUUCUGAUUCCUUUCCAUUUUAAUCAGAGGCAGUUUGGACCAGUGGAUAAUCAGAAGAUAUGGGUUCAAUCCCAGCUCUGACCUGCUAUGUCACCUUGGGCAAGUCACAUCACCUCUGUGCCUCAGUUUCCCUAUCUGUGAAAAGGGGGUGAUGACAGUUACUUUCUUAUGAAAGUAUCUAAUGCUUUAAGAUCUAUGGAUAAAGAAAGAGCAUAUUAUAUGAUUUUAGUCUAAUUAAAUUGAUUAUUAAAAAGAAAAAUCAACUGAACAUAGUCCUACCUGAAAAACUGAUUGUAUUGUCAUACAUAUGCCUAAACUUUAAUUUUGUUUUUGUUACUUACAAGAAUACAAAAUGAGUCUCAGCACAUAUAAGCAUAUGUUUACCUUAAGGCUACCUGCUCAUUUUGGAUAUAUAUGUUUGGAAUACAAAUGAUAGUUCAUGUUAUUACAGUAACAUUGAUAUAACUACGGUAGACUGCUGUUGAGAAGAACAGUUAGUAUUAUACACAUAAUUAUAAAUUCUCUUGACUCUGCCAAAGAGAUUGGAUUUUAAUUUAAAGGGGAAAAAAAGUUUAUUGCAGUAAAGCUCCUAUUGUUUGAAUUUCACAUAUACUGUGAUUUGCUUCUUUGAAAACACAAACAUUCAUUUUUUGUUUUCCCCUACACUAAAUGAUGUAAUUGAAAUUCUACCUAUAUUUCCCUAAAAAAAUGAUUUGAAAGACCAUUUAUUUUCCUUAUAUCGGUAUAUGCUUCUGUAAUUUUUCCUGAAAUAAUUAUCCUUUUGCACUAGAUAUUUUUGAAAAUUUUGAAAUAGUUUUAAAUAAAUUAUGAAAAAGAGCCAUACUAUCAGUGUUACCACCAUUAAAUCCAUUUCCACACUGUCACACUCAUUUGUUAGGGAAAAAAUUUGUCAGUGAAUCGACAUCUAUAUCCAUGUGAUAAAGGUACAUGGCUAACUCUACAUUUACUCUACAGUAUACACAAAACAGUAAAGAUCCCUUUACUGCCAGUAUAAAGGUUGAUCUACUGUAUACACUACAUUUAACUGUACAGCUAUUGGCCUGUUCCUGAGAAGUGCUGAAGCUCCACAGCUCCUAUUGAUGCCAGUGGAAGUUGUGGGUACUCAGCAUCUCUGAGAGGCUGAUUGUUAACAACGUAAGUAUUGAGUGUUACAGAUUGAAGGUACUUUGUUCUAAUAAAUGGGAAAAGGUAUUUAUUUUUAGACCAAAUCCAGUUAGUUGUCAGUAUACGAACUUUUGCUGUGCUAGAAUAAAUGUUUACUUACCCUACAAAGCACAACUAUCAUGACUGGGUUGUAACAGUGUGAUGAAGUGACUUCUGUACAGUAGUUCUUUAUGUUGCAAAUCUAAUCAGAAAUAAAUUUGUGUUACAGUAUGUGUCCCCUUUGCCUUUCUAAAAGGUGUUGAUGUGAUUUUAUUGCAUAUUGGAAAUGGAAACUGUGUAAUACAUUUUAUUUGACCAACUAAACAAUAUUCAUGACAAUCAUUUAGCCUUCCCAAACCUGCUUUUGCUGAAUGCAAUGUCUCAGAACAGGUCCUUACACCAAAGGCAGCGAUGGAAGUUGAGGUCACUCAUCACCUGAAAGGCUCAUGCCCUUAGUUUUAUUUAUUUAUGGUCUAAUUUUCAAAAGGGCUGCUCUUCUCUAGCGCCCACGGACUUCAGUGGGAUUUGUAGCUGCUCAGCACCUCUGAAAAUCAAGCCAUGACUCACAUCUCUACUUGUAGCUCUGUUUUUAAAAAACUAUGGAGUGGGUAAUUAGAUCUUAACAGAUAUCAGAAGCUAAACAGGGUCAGACUUGGCAUUAUAUUGAUGUAUAAUUUUGUAAGAGGAUCAGAUGCAAUAGGAAGUGAAUAUUAAGAUUUUAAUUUAAGGUUUAAAUCGUUAACAGAGGGUGAACUUAAGUAACUGUCACUAACUUGUACAUUGUUUCUAACAUGCUUAGAGACCCGUGUCAAUGAAAUGUUAUAUUCAUGUUAUACCUUUAACUUCUCGUUUAAGAAUGGGUUCAUUUUCAUUUCCAUUCAGAGAGCUGUGGCUUUGCUGAGGUUCCAAGUUUUAUUCAGAUGACAUGGGACCUGAUCCUGAAAUGCUGAGCACCUGCUCCUCCAUUGAAAUAUAUGGGAGGUAAGUGCUCAGUGGGUCUCAGGAUUAGGCUCAGAAUAACCACAGCUACACUCUCUUUUUUGCUCAGUGCAGGAAGGAUGCAAGAGCUAAAGCAGGUUCCCUAUUGUCAUUGGUUAAGCAGUGCAGAAAUGCCUGAGCUUAUUUAAUUGUCACAAAUGCUGCACACUCCUAAUGUCAGGUGUAAAAAAAAAAAAAAAAAAGCCUUUCCCACUACUGAACAGAAAAGGAAACCCAAGGUCAGGCUUAACUGGGUUGGGAAAUCAGAAUGAUGGGUGUGGGGCGUCCAUUAUCAAAAAGUGUGCUACAAAAUUACAGUGAAUUUUAAAUGUAGUGAGCAAUGAUGAAAUUCACCAGAAAUGACCACCAUAUUUUUUCAGUUUCAGAUAAUGUCAGCAGCCUACACUUUGACUGAGAUCACUACAGCUCCUCAGCAUGUGGCUCUGCCUAAUAAUUCUGCCUUACCCGUACAAAGGUUUGAGGGGGAGGAUGCUGAGGAAGUCUCCUUAUAGCUAACUCUUCCGUUCAGUCUACUGCACACCCACAUAAAGAGGAGGCAGAAUCUGGCCAGCACUAAGAUUCAAUGAAGUUUAUAGUACUCUCUAUAGUAGUAACUCCUCAACGUAAGUAAGGGUGGCAGAAUUAAGCACUUAAUUUCUUACAUGCCAGAUCUUGCUGCAGCAAUGGUGGUCCUAACAUUUGCAUGGGAAUUUAAUUUUCACUACUAUGUAGGGUCUGUUUUUUUAUGUUUAGCAUCAUUAGUUUCUGAUAACCCAUAAUCUUCCUAAUACAUUGUACUAACAUCAAAGAUUGUCUUCUCACAAAUCUUUGCUAAAUUAACCAAGGCUGAAAACAUUUUACUGUGGUUCAAGGUAUGAAUGAUUAUGAUCUGCCUACAGUCAGCCUGUUAAAUUCAGGAUUUAUUUGUUUCUGGAGAGCUAGGUUUUGCUGCAGACACAGCCUGUUUAUCUUGCAUGGCCUUAGUACAGGGUUGUAUAACUUGCAUCCGAUAAAGUGAGCUGUAGCUCACGAAAGCUUAUGCUUAAAUAAAUUUGUUAGUCUCUCAGGUG
This is a messenger RNA of Chelonia mydas (Green sea turtle), 9177 nucleotides long. It is a transcript of the gene SPHKAP, whose product is annotated as SPHK1 interactor, AKAP domain containing. Gene Ontology annotation, molecular function: protein kinase A binding. The coding region runs from base 97 to 5265 and encodes 1722 amino acids. The transcript is spliced from 12 exons. The record is from RefSeq and is a predicted model, not a curated record. NCBI's taxonomy places the organism in Eukaryota, Metazoa, Chordata, Testudines, Cheloniidae. Gene Ontology annotation, cellular component: cytoplasm.